AUGACUUCAGCAGGAUUAAUUACAGGACUUUCAGUACUGAUUAUAGGUUUACCAAUUUACGUGCAAGGAAUAACAACAGUCCACCAUGACAAACCGGAGGAAUCUCAGAUCUCGAUGAAAUCAUCGGAUUUGGCCGCACUGAACGUGACUCUGACUCCGUCGGAAAGACAGAAGCGUCUGAUGCCCUACGAAAACUACUACACGGCCCAAAGAUUUAAUCUGCCACACGACCAACAACCGUACACGACUGGAAAACAAAGAUAUCAAGCCACUGGUCCACCUAAGAAAGGCGCCUACAUCGUCCAAUAUCGGAAAGCUCCCAAUGACCAAAACCAAGAAGCUUUGUACCAACAAAAGUUCACCCCGUUUUUGGAAAGUAAUGCAAUCCCCGGCCCUUUCGUCCCCAUGGUUCAACCUCCGGAACAAACGCCACCACCCCCACAAAAAAUCAAGGUACAAUUCGUCCAAAUCCCUCAACAAACCGAGGGUCAGCAGCCCGAUUACAGUGCUAUCUAUGACAAGUUGUCGCAGCUGAAGUUCGUCCAGCAACGCCCCAGGUACUACCAAACUUAUCGGAUUCAACAACGGCCUACCUACCAGCCACCAGUCAAGACCAUGGUGGAGACCUACACGCCCACCAACAUUGACAUACCGUCUCAAAAUGAAGAGUACCAACCCCAACCCCAACAACAACCACAGCAGGAACAGUACCAGACGAUUAAAAACUAUGAUCAUGAGGGUAGAAAACCGUAUGGACAGCAAGUUAUAGUGGUGCCCCAAAGGGGGGUAACUAGAAGGCCUAUAAUAAUCCUUCAGCAAAAACCUGUGGUCAAUGAACAGCCCAAAAUUUACCAUUAUCGAGGAGAGAACAUCGAAACAGUACCCAUAACAAAGCCCAUCGUUUACGUGCCCAGAAAACAAACUUACAGGCCCAAAGUGGUGCUGGUUUCCGACAAUAAUAAUCAGGCAAAGUACGCCUCCCCAGUGAAGUACACAGAAAACCCCAGAUACGAGACGAUGCAGCCACAGCAGUACGUACAAGAACAGACCUACCAGCCCAGCAACGAGUACGCCCCCACAGACACCUACCCAGCAUCCGUACAAACCUACGAACCUUACCCCCCACCCCAGAAGUACUACGCCACCGAACCACCCCAAGCCACCACCGAAUCCAACAACCUGGCCCUCAUACUGAAACAACUACAGGAAACCAACACGCUACCGGAAACCCUCACACCCGAGAACAUCGACAACAGCAUCAAAACCCUGGUGAAAAUCCUGGGAACGUUGCGCAAGCAGCAGAAGCUCACGAAACCCAUCGUGGUCGAGGACGAGUACGACGACAGCGAGGCGGACGACGGGAUCGUCACCAGCUAUCCGGGGCAUCACGAGGACGGCGGCACGCCGGGCAAACCCGGCGUGGACUAUCCCGCCCUCUCGUCCAUACCCCAAACCACGUUCAACUGCAAGACGCAGCGUUAUAAGGGCUUCUUCGGCGACCCCGACACCAACUGUCAGGUCUGGCAUUACUGCGACCUGAACGGCGGCCAGGCCUCGUUCCUUUGUCCCAACGGCACGAUUUUCAGUCAGGUGGCUCUGACUUGCGACUGGUGGUACAACGUUAAGUGUGCCACGACCGCACAGCUUUACGUGCUCAACGAACGACUCUACAAGUACAUCAUACCCCUAACGCCCAAGUUCCCGGAGGACUACAGCGGACCUUUGGUUGACAAGUAUCUGGCGCUGAAAUUCCAAGAAAUGGAGGACAAGAUGAAGAAGGAACGGGGAGGUAAGCAGCAACAGGAAAAGGACAAGGAAAAGGAGUCUGAAGAACUGCAGAACAUAGAAGAAGAGGCGGAAACAGAAGAGGGUGUUAAGGAGGAACCUAAAGAUGCCAAUUUGAGCCAGAACACCCUUCAGUCGGUGGAAUCCGGCGAAAAAUAAACGUUAAUGGAAAAGUUACCCACAUCCAAGAGUUCCAAGUCAGUCAGAAGGUUGAAAAAAUGAGCAUCAACGCAAUUUUUCAGAAUUUUUUAUAAAGUAUUCAAAUUUACGUAUGAAUUAGAGUAAAUAUUUAUUUUUAAUUAUCAUUUCUUUUGCCUCUAAAUCUAAAAUAAUUAAUAGGGAUAUUUUUACCCUCAGUUUCACCUUUCAAAAUAAUUAUUUAAACCGAAAAAUAAAG
Aethina tumida (small hive beetle) is the source of this 2182-nucleotide messenger RNA. RefSeq names its product adhesive plaque matrix protein. The transcript is spliced from 4 exons. Bases 1 to 1944 code for a protein of 647 amino acids. Gene Ontology annotation, molecular function: chitin binding. The record is from RefSeq and is a predicted model, not a curated record. Lineage: Eukaryota; Metazoa; Arthropoda; Insecta; Coleoptera; Nitidulidae. Gene Ontology annotation, cellular component: extracellular region.